Loa loa (African eye worm) is the source of this 1369-nucleotide messenger RNA. RefSeq lists its product as hypothetical. The coding region runs from base 38 to 1288 and encodes 416 amino acids. Gene Ontology annotation, cellular component: mitochondrial small ribosomal subunit. Gene Ontology annotation, molecular function: structural constituent of ribosome. The record is from RefSeq and is a predicted model, not a curated record. The transcript is spliced from 9 exons. NCBI's taxonomy places the organism in Eukaryota, Metazoa, Nematoda, Chromadorea, Rhabditida, Onchocercidae.
GUUUCAGAUUUGAUCCAUACUUUCUGCUACUUCAAAUAUGGUCGUAACGAGAAAUUUAUGGAGAUUAUUGAUGAGAUCCAAAAAUUGUGAUCACAUGACAAUCCAGAAAAGUUUCUAUUCCGCUUGGAUCAAAUGUACAGAAACGGUGACUGAGAUGCAGCAAGCUGGUGGUAGUAACAGCAUUGAUGUGGAACGUCUGUUUACAAGAAAUGAUAUUCAGAGUUUACUAAAACGCCUUACGGGAUUAAAUCUUAGGGAAAAAUUAUUCGGCAAUCGGCAAAUCACUCAACCUCAGCGUUCACAUUAUGCUUUGAUGACGGAUGAAGCUUACCAAAAGACAGUGAAAAGCAUGGAAGAAAUAGGAACGAAUUUCCUGCAGUUUGUGCCUGUACUAGAACCGCGUUGUAAUACACCAACCGUUCUUGCCAAUGAUCCGGAAAUCAAAGGUUUUGAUAGCAGUAAAUAUGUCUUCACAGAUCUUUCGUUUGGCCUUGGAAUCCAGGUGCGCUCAGUUGUUGUACGUGAAACAGAUGGUACAUUACGAAGUGCAACACCGGAAGAACGCGAUAGAAUGACGAGAGUUUACAAGGGUCAUCCUUAUCGACCAAUAUAUGAGCCACCAUUGUUCAAAGAUCCAUAUUUGCAGAUGGCAUUGGACAGGGAUGAUCACGAAUAUGUUCUCGAUUGGGCGUGCCAUUAUUAUCUACCAAAUGACCCGGUCUUCAUCAAGCUUUGUCAUGUGAUAUUUGAUCGUACAAUAAACGAAAAUAAAUUUGCAAAUCUGCAUUCUACCAGGCAUUUUGGUCCUUUCGUCUUUUAUCUUGUAUUAAAUAACAAAUUUGCACCUCUGCUAAAUCAUUAUAUAGUUGAGAAAAGGACUGAGGAUGCUGCAAAUUUAGUGCGUCUGAUUAAAGCAAUUUUUCCAGAUAAAGCGUGUUGUCAAAUGAAGGAUGUGGAUGAUUUGAAAGUAUUGCAGCAAUACGCGAAAGAAAAUAUGGAUUAUGAAGCUACAAUAUGUGAUUUAAUAAAGGGAUUGCAAAAGAAACACGAGGAGAUUAAGAGUAGCAAAAGUGAGGAUAGCAGGGGAAUGAAAAGCGGAAAAGAGCAUACUUCGACAGUAGAUAAAGCAUGUUUCGCGAGUGUAGAAGGACCACUUGGUGAAAUGGCUAAAACCUAUGAUGUACGUGUGGUACGAGGUUCAUCUGAAGCCGUUGAACAGAUACAGAAAUUAGAUGAAAAAUCACAUAAGGGUAAAAAGCGACCGAAUAGAAAAGAUGAUAAAAAAUAAUACCGAAUGUUGUUAUUUAUUAUGUGGAAAUUUUUCCGUAAUUAAAGUUAUACACGUGUACAAAAUUGUGUAAUGAGAACA